AUGAAGAAAACCAACAUGUGGUUUCUGGAGCGGCUUCGGGGGUCCGGGGAGAACGGCGCCGCCGGGGGCGAGGCGGGAGACAAGGCCGCCAAGGGGCCCCUGUACAGUAACGUGCUCACGCCCGACAAGAUCCCCGACUUCUUCAUCCCCCCCAAGCUGCCGGCCAGCCCCGCGGAGCCCGAGGGGCAGGCGGAGCCGGGCGCGGCCGCGGAGCAGAGCCCGUACGAGGCGGCGCAGGCGCGCCUGCGAGUGCGCCUGCUGGCCGCCGAGGGCCUGUACGACCACCUGUGCGACGCCCGGAGCAUCAACUGCUGCGUGGGCCUGUGCCUGGUCCCCGGGAAGCUCCAGAAGCAGCGCAGCACCAUCAUUAAGAACAGCCGCCACCCCGUCUUCAAUGAGGACUUCUUUUUCGAUGGCCUCGGGCCGGCCAGCGUCCGAAAACUGGCCCUCAGGAUCAAGGUGGUCAACAAGGGCAGCAGCCUCAAGCGGGACACGCUGCUGGGGGAGAAGGAGCUGCCCCUCACCUCCCUGCUCCCCUUCUUGUAA
Molecule: messenger RNA, 546 nt
Organism: Miniopterus natalensis
Lineage: Eukaryota; Metazoa; Chordata; Mammalia; Chiroptera; Miniopteridae
Source: RefSeq, a predicted model, not a curated record